CAGCAAGCGAAAUACCCGUUGUAACCUACAUAUACUUCAUGUUAUCACACACAUGUCCAUAUCUCAUACAGAUCUUGUGAUGCUCCAAACGGAAACCAAGUAGUGCGCAUGUGUAUGACGCGUGUACAGGGCCGGAGUUCAGUAUACGCCCCACUCCUGUAGACAGUCAAAGGUUCAAGUUUGUAUAACACAGAAGGAAGGAACUAAGUUAAUCACGGAAGGCUCUCCAGGCGGGAGGAUGGAACCAUUGCAAGACCAAGACCAAACUGAUCGUGAUGUUGGUCUACUUCUGACUGAAGUUUUAGACGAAAUAGAUAGAGGCCCACAACAGGGGCGACACCCCACUUCUACAUCUUCCACACAACAGAACUAUUAUCAGUGUCCAGUGUCCCAGACUAACAUCUCUAAUGCCUCUAAUGUUUCUGUUGGGGAUCUGGCACACAGGGGUUGUCUCUCACAGGAAAACCUCACAACAAGGAUAGACAAUCUGAAAAAGGAAUUUAUUCACGUCCAUGCUCUAGAAGUAGCAGAGGAGUUGCUGAAAAAGAACAGACAUAUUGCCAUCAACGGAGCUCCAGGGGAUGGGAAAACCAGCAUCGCUUUAAUGCUUUGUGAUACAUAUCUAGAGAAAAGAACAAUGAUAUGCUUGUUGUCUUUGUUUGGUUCUGUUACAUUACCGUCAAGUUUAGAAGCUAUCCACAAAGUGUUCAGCGCCCUGGUUGAAUCUGUGUGUGUCUUGAGUGUGUCACAACCAGAUAAAGCUACUUCAGGACAGACAUUCAAGCUUCACUUUCUUUUCACAUCACGAACCAACAACUGGAAUGAGGGAUGUUCAAGACUGCAUCAGUUCAAAGGCACCCUCUUCAGUUCACAAGUUGUCGUUGAUUUGACAAAAAAAGGCCUUUCAGAAAAAGAAAAGGAAUCCAUUCUCACAUCCUUCAUGAGGGGAAAUUCACAUUUCGACAUUUCUCAGGAGGAUAUGAAAGCUAUUACACAGAUACAAAACAGCAUGUUUGGAUUCCCAUUGACCUGUAGACUGUACGUCGAUAACACAGUCUUCCACAUGAAGACUCGAGACUUUUUCCAGCACCCUGUGACCUACUUGAGAGGCGACCUUGACAACAUUGUCAGAGAACAGAGUAGCAGAUCAUUUGCUCUUAUUCUUCUCAUCCUGUGUGGUGGGAAACUGGACCUUGUUUCCUUUCAACUAGGAAUUGGAGGAGCCCACACCGCCCUGUUUCGUGCUGUAAAGGAGGUGGUGCCAUUGUGUACUCCAACGGACAUUGGUAACGAAAUCAGAAAUUUCAUUGGCUCCUACUGUAGAGUGGAGAAUAAUGUAGCUUCCUUCUCACAUCCAUCCAUCUAUGAUGCGGCAGCAUGUGCCCUUGGUAAUAUCAAUCCUGUGUUGUUGUUAAAGCAUUGCUCUAUGAAGUUUUUGUAUGAAAGAGUAAGACAGGGUAAGCACGACCAACAACUGCCAACAAUCACCUAUGAUGUCACAAAUAUGAUCUACAUCACGUCUCGACUAUUCCCAAUAGUACUGACCAGGCUGGUGGAAGGCAUACAACAAGGAUGUUUCAGAUGGACACUCACCCAUCCUCUUUUGAGGGACGCCCGAUUUGCCUCCUUACUUCAACAAGAACUGGCUGAUCACUUGCAACACAUUUUUACAAAGAAAGACAAUGAUUCUGGAGAAUGUUUCUUUUAUUAUGUGAUACUGUCAGAUAAUGAUAUACUUUUUACCCAGUCAUUGGAAAUACUUGGUAGAAGGGAAAACAUCCAAGUUCUUUCAGUGGAGAAUAGAAACUACCUCUAUGAUGGUUUAUUUGCCUGUGUGCUAUGGCAUAAGCUCAGACACCUUGAAGAUAUUAUAGAUAUGCUUCAGGAAGGUCAUAUGUUCGAUGUCAACUGGAGAAAGGGAGAUAGAACCCUGCUGAUGUUUGCUGCAGAGUCAGGUCAUUUGGAUGUGUUCAACGUAUUGUUAAACUUGAAAGCAGACGUUUUACUUACUGACAAGAAAGGAUAUACUUGUCUUCACCACGCUUGUAAAUCGGGGAGCAAAGAUGUCAGUAUAGCUAUUGUUAAGCUUUGUCCUGAUUUGAUGAAUGUAUUUGCCGAGAAAGGCCUGACAGCUGCCAUGUUGUGUUGUUUGUCAGGUCAGAAUGAAGUUCUGAAAGAACUUGUGCGGCAAGGAGGAAAUCUCAGUCUCACCGACAACAAAGGUAGAAACUGUCUUCAUUUGGUUUGUGAAAGUGGACCCCCAUCUACAGUGAAAUAUUUGAUUUCUCUGAAAACAACUGAUAUCAAUACUAAAGGAUGGCUCGGGCAGACACCGGCGAUGAUUGCAGCACUAAAUGGACAUUCUGAUGUCUAUAACCUGCUUGUAUCAGAGGGUGCUGAUCUGUCACAUACUGAUGGUAACAACAAUGAUUGUCUGAUGUUGGCAUGCAUGGGAGGCAGCAUGCCUAUUGUGAAACACCUCUUGCCCUUGAAACUGUUUGACAUCAAUAAGAGAGAAGGGUUAAACAAGACACCAGUUUUGUUGGCAGCAGAGAGAGGACACUCAGAUGUUUAUAAUCUUCUUGUGUCAGAGGCGGCUGAUCUGUCGCUCACUGAUGAUUACAAACAUGAUUGUCUGAUGUUGGCUUGUAUGGGAGGUAGCAUGCCUAUAGUGAAACACCUCUUGUCCUUGAAAACAUUUGACAUCAAUGCAAGACAAUGGUGCAACAAGACACCAGUUAUGUUGGCAGCUCAGAGAGGACAUGUAGAUGUUUAUAAUCUUCUUGUAUCAGAGGGUGCUGAUUUUAUGAACAAAGAUUGUUUGAUGUUGGCAUGUGAGGGAGGUAGCAUGCCUAUUGUGAAACACCUUUUGUCCUUGAAAACAUUUGACAUCAAUAGGAAAGGAAAAUUUACCAAGACACCAGUUAUGUUGGCAGCAAUGAGAGGACAUUUAGAUUUAUAUAAUCUUCUUGUAUCAGAGGGGGCUGAUCUGUCACUUACUGAUAAGGAGAAAAAUGAUUGUCUGAAGUUGGCUUGUGAGAGAGGUAGCCUACCUAUUGUGAAACACCUCUUGUCCUUGAAAACAUUUGACAUCAAUAGGACAGGCUGGUUCAAUCAGACACCAGUUAUGUCGGCAGCAUACAGUGGACAUUUAGAUGUAUAUAAUCUUCUUGUAUCAGAGGGGGCUAAUCUGCAACUUACUGAUGCGCUGGGCAAAGAUUGUCUGAUGUUGGCUUGUGAGGGGGGUAGCAUGCCUAUUGUGAAACACCUCUUGUCCUUGAAAACGUUUGACAUCAACAGGAGAGGAAGGUCUAACCAGACACCAGUUAUGUUGGCAGCAGAGAGGGGACAUGUUGACGUAAGCAACCUUCUUGUAUCAGAGGGGGCUGAUCUGUCACUUACUGAUGAGUACAACAAUGAUUGUCUGAUGUUGGCUUGUGAGGGCGGUAACAUGCCUCUUGUGAAAUACCUAUUAUCCUUGAAAACAUUUGACAUCAAUAGGAGAGGAAGGUCUAACCAGACACCAGUUAUGUUGGCAGCAGCGAAAGGACAUGUUGAUGUAAGCAAUCUUCUUGUAUCAGAGGGGGCUGAUCUGUCACUUACUGAUGAUAACAACAAUGAUUGUCUGAUGUUGGCAUGUAAGAGAGGGAACAUGCUUAUUGUGAAACACCUGUUGUCCUUGAAAACAUUUGACAUCAACAGGAGGGGAUGGUUAAGAAAGACACCGGUUAUAUUUGCAGCAGAGAUGGGACAUGUUGAUGUUCGUGAUCUUCUUGUAUCAGAGGGUGCAGAUCUGACACUUACUGCAAUACAUAUCCCCCAUGACUACUCUGUAUAACUAAACUGAUGUAUUAAAGUGGACGUUGUCUUUCCAAGUUAAGUAAAUGACGCUACAUCUCCGAAGAAAAUGAAUACAUGGUUAAACCGGACACCAGUUAUGUUGGCAGCAUCGGAAGGACAUGUUGAUGUGUAUAAUCUUCUUGAAUCAGAGGGGGCCGAUCCGUGACUUUCUGCAUCACUUGUCCCCAUUUGGCAACUCUGUAUAACUGUAGAGAAGAAAAAGUAUUGUCUAUAGUAAUUACUGUGUAAUUAGCAAGCUGCCAUCUUCAAUACAUAUAUGCUACAGAGGCCCGUUACAUACAGUCUCACAUUAAGAAUCAUUAUGGAUAGAACAUAUUGAUAACUAGUUUGUUCUGCGCCUGCCCACUGUUCUCUUGUGCACACACAGGAGCUCCACGAGAUUGGCUCUUCUCUUAAAAAUCUACGGUAAUGAUUGAGUCAUCCUAACUGUCUCACUGCCCAGCUUUGUUUAGCCUCAUUUGAGACAAGGAAAACCAUGCGGGGAUAACUAUCCAGACAAAUACGGUCUCAAGAUGAUUGUCUUAGAAGAUAAUGACAAUAAAAGCACCAAAACCCUUUCCAUAUUCAAUAGCUAAAAGCUGAGUCGAUUGCACGAUUCCGACUAUAUCAAGAGCUUUUGUUGAUGAAUCACUCUCAAAUAGUGAUGAUACCAGGUGUUCUCGAAAAGGCGAGUGUAAUCUGCUCCAAGGGUGGAACCUGUCACAAACACAUGACAACACAAGUCAACACGAGAACAGAUGGUACAAGUCAAGUUCUUCCGGAAGUUGUCCCUUACUGAUCCGCUCACUGAUGAUUACAAACAUGAUUGUCUGAUGCUGGCUUGUAUGGGAGGUAGCAUGCCUAUUGUGAAACAUCUCUUGUCCUUGAAAUCAUUUGACAUCAAUGCGAGACAAUGGUUCAAUAAGAUGCCAGUUAUGUUGGCAGCACAGAGGACAUGUUGAUGUUUAUAAUCUUCUUGUAUCAGAGGAUGCCGAUCUGUCACUAACUGAUUUGAUGAACAAACAUUGUCUGAUGUGGGCAUGUGAGGGAGAUAGAAUGUCUAUUGUGAAACUCCUCUUAUCCUGUAAAACAUUUGACAUCAAUAGGAGAGGAUAGUUUAACCAGACACCAGUAAUGUUGGCAGCAAAGAGAGGACAGAUUGAUGUUUUCAAUCUUCUUAUAUCAGAGGGUGCUGAUCUGUCCCUUAAUGAUGAUAACAACGAUGAUUGUUUGAUGUUGGCAUAUGAAGGAGGUAGCAUGCGUAUUGUGAAAAAGCUCUUAUCCUUGAAAACAUUUGACAUCAAUAAAAAAGGAACGUUUAACUUGA
Messenger RNA from Haliotis rufescens (red abalone), 5167 nucleotides. Its product is annotated as serine/threonine-protein phosphatase 6 regulatory ankyrin repeat subunit B-like. Lineage: Eukaryota; Metazoa; Mollusca; Gastropoda; Lepetellida; Haliotidae. Bases 239 to 3838 code for a protein of 1199 amino acids. The transcript is spliced from 5 exons. The record is from RefSeq and is a predicted model, not a curated record. Gene Ontology annotation, molecular function: protein binding.